AUGAAUGCGCUCAACGAACAACAACGCGCGACGAGAGCCGCGGAUGUGGUGGAAACUUCGUUGAAACGGUUUUCCGAGAGCGUCCAACGCAUCCUUAAUCUCUCUUCUUCUUCUUCGAAAGGAAGAGAUGAAGAUGUAGAAGACGUGAUACACGCGUUGUCGCAGUUGGAAAUGCACCUCAAAUCUGCUGAAAGCAACAAAAUUUUCUGGACGGAAGAGCUAGGCAAAACGUUGUACGAGUCGGUGGCGUCUUUCCUCGUCACGACGACGGGGAAUGAGAACGAGACGAUAAACCGUCACCACGCUCGAGCGAUGCGCGUGACUUCUUUAGCGAUUCAAUCGAGCAAAGAUAAGGAGAUUUUCAAGGAGUGCUUGAACGGCGGGUCGGAGACGGCGAAGAAACUGUUCGUAAACGCGUGUUUGAAAAAAUUGUCCGGCGGCGUUGAAGGCGGCGGAGACGAGAAGGACGACGAAGAGAAGAGCGCCAUCGACGCUUUAGUGUCGUUGUGCUGCGACGCCAAAGCGAUUACGAAAACGUUUUUGGUGACCAAAUUGAACGUGGAUGUGAAAACGAGUUCAGUGAAAGCUCGCGUGAACGCGUGUAAAGUUAUCCAAGAGAUUUGCGAGAAGAGUUCGCUCAGUUGGGAUUGUACCAACGCGGUGAAGAAAUUGAAGCAGUUAUUGUUGUUGUCGGACGACGAUGCAGAACCAAUGGUGAAAGAUGCGAGCUUACGCGCGUGCGUGGCAUUGCGGAAUUCCAGAGUAGACGAUUUCACGGAAAGGCAAGGGAUUGAGCGCGCUUUAUUGGAAACGAACGGGAUGAGUCCUAAGACGAGGAAAGCGUUGGAGCGAGCGUUUGAGGGUGGAGGAUAUGUGACGACGACGACUACUAAUACGAGACCUGGCGAAGAUCGAUUGUUAGAGAUGCGCAGUCCGAUCAAUCCGAACGAAACGACGCCGGCGAGACGAUUAAGGAAGCAAUCCGAACGGUUGCAAAAGUUUCAAUCCGACGACGCGUUGCCAAAGGAGGCGUUUUUAACGCAGUCGACGUCCAAGUCCAAACAAAAGCAACAAGCUGAAGAACACGCAUUAAGCUCUUUAGAGUGCACGCAACACGUCUUGGAAACGAUCGCCGAGGAGUUGCAUCAAUCUUCCUCGGAAUGGGAAAAGAGAGUUCUCGGGUGUAAAAAAAUCGUCAAAUUAUGCACCUUGCAAAACAACAAGUUCCGACAGUUUUGUAAAGACGCUUCGAUUGUGAUAAAGAAACAAAACGGGUCGAUCAAAAAGUUUGGCGAAACAAACGCCGUUUUACUCAUCCUCGAUAAGUUAUCGUAUGCGGUGCACGACAAGCGCUCGUCGGUCGCGCGCGCGGGAUGUCAAGCGGUUUUGUGCAUGGCGCAACGCCUGAAAGGCGAUUUGAGCGACGAGUUUCUCGAUAUUCUUUUACCUUCGCUUUUCAAAGCGAUCAUAGUCUCGGUGGGCGUGAUAAGUGAUAACGGCGACGCGUGCGUCUCGGAAAUUGUUCGGAACUGUUUCGGCGGUAGCAGUUUGGACGAUGAAGGUCCAAAGGUGCACCUGGCGCGCGUGUUUGCGGAAGAAAUCGUCUCGCCGAAAGUAUCGAAAAUUGCAAAGUUGAGAGCGAAAUGUGCGUUGUACCUCUCCGAAUGCUUCGAAGUUGGCUUGGUUGGAUCCUCGCACUUGCCAAAACCUGUUGCGGAUAUCGCAAGCGUCGCUAUUGAGAAAGCGCUGGAAGACGCCGACGCGACUGUUCGCGGUAACGCCAAGUUGGCGUACGAAAAGUUUCAUCGAGUCGUGGAUGAAUCGUAUUUCGAUGCGUUUACGCAACAGUUAGACCCUGAAAUUAAAAGACGUUUAGCGUUAGUAUCAUCUUCGGAGAAGAAGAAUAAGAAGAAUAAGAAGACGAUUAUGGCUGGUUCGGAUGAGAAGAGUAAUGAAAUGUCUUUGCAAGACGCCAUGCGAGAACGGAAACGAAAGUUACAACAAGAAAAAGAACAACAAAAGGACAACAACAACUCGAAAGGUGAAUUGACGGAAGUCAUCGAGCUCAACGCGAUUUUGGCGGCACAGAAUAACAUGAAGGCGUACAACGAUAGAAUCGGGCAACCGGUGGACGAUGACUUUACGAUUGACUUGCCGCCGCGAAUGUUAUCGAUUCAAACGCCCAUGUCGAUUAAGCCGGCGUUGAAGAAACACACGGCACUCGUCGAGGAAGCGAGCAAGAGAGCGACGACGACAGCAACAGCAACGAUAUCGACGAGAAUGGCGGCGAUUAAAGAGAGUGAGUUUGAUGUCGACGUCGACGCGGAAGAAGGCUUUCGCGAUAACAACAACAACAACAACAACAAAGACGACGACGAUAGCAUCGACUCCUCUCUCCCUCCGAGAGAACGAUUAGGUCGCUCGCUCGCUCAAACGGAAGUUGCAGACUCGCCACCAGCUCGCGCAAAAGCUGCCGAACGUCUCCGAGAUGCUUUAGAAGAUAUGGAGCAACUCCUCUCGAAGAAUACCGACGACGACGACGACAAAGAGGGCGUCGAAGCGAUAUCGGCAGACUUCGUACUCCGAGCGGCGACGACAUUAGCGCGAUUUUGCGCGGACGAUGUGACGGAGUCUCGAUGUUUUGUGCCCGCCUUGGAAGCUAUCGUCGCGUUAACCAACGUAUCUUCGCUACGCAUUAAAAUUGCCUCUUCCUCCUCGGCCAUGGAGGCGUCGAACAACUCGUUCAUGAAAGAGUUCAAAUUCGCUUUCGCGGAAUCGACGAAAAUUUUAGCCGGACCUCUUUUCGGGCGAUUAGCCGGGCAAAAUCCAAACGCGCGAACGUCCGCGCAAGAAGCACUCAUUUCUUUAGCGCGCAACGUCGAUCUAGAAACCGGCUUACUUCCUUCGCUACGCAGAGCAUUCGUGUCCAUCGAAGCGACUGAGUCAGACGUGGAGAAGUGCGACCGCGCUCGAACCGGUGUCGCGCAGUUUUCCGGAUACGCGUUGAGUACGAAGAACUUGUCCAAGAAGAAGAUUGCGCAUCUCGCGGAAGGCUCGGACGAGUUGAAGAACUGGGCGAAUACGCUGGCGAAGUGUGCGAGUCGAUGCGUUUCGGUGUCUUCUAAAUCGAAUUUGUACGACGCGUGCGUGGACGCGUUGAGAGUCGUAUGUUUUGAAAUCGAUCAAGAAACGGUCGAGAAAAUCGUCGCGAAUUACGAAGCUAUCAAAGCGGACGUGCUUUUGAAGAAAUCGAACGCGGAUGUUUUGGAAAGAUCAUCGAAGAAGAAGAACAAGAAGACAAAAAAAGCGUCCUCGACGACGCCGGAAAAUAUCGACGGCAAGCCUGUCGACGGCGGCGAGGAAGAAAACGAUGCCUCGACUUCGCUCGCAGGAAGAACACCGGGUGCGUGCUUGGACAAAUCAACCGGUCGCAGCAGAAAGAGCUUUGGCACGCGAAAGACACCAGUCAGUACCAUAAAUACGGACAACAGCAUACCAAUGACCAUAUCUCCGUCACCAAUUUUGGGAGGCGGUGAUGCCUCGACGAGGAUGAACGUGAACGACAACAACAACAACAACAACAACGAAGCCUCGUUUGGUUUAGACGUUUCGCAAAUGAACAACUUAAUGCCGCCGACGACGGUGAAAAAGAACUUAUUGCUGACGAAAAUGAGCGGUCAACACUCGUCCGUAGUCAAAUCCGCUGCUCCGACGCCUGGUCCCGUUUCUGCGCGCACAACACCUAACGCUGCUCCGACGAUUGCUCGAGUAACGGGGAAGCCGCAAACGCAAUCGCUCGGCGUUGGCGCACGCGUGAUGCGCGCGUUGGACUGCUUAAAAAAAGAAGAGGAUGUGAGCACCAUCGACGAUCGUCGAGACGUGUUGCGCUCUCUCCUUGAAAUGGUCCAAUUGGAAUAUUCGGCGUUCAAACCUUUCGUCACUUUACUCGCGCCGACGUUGGUCAAAGUCGCCGAGACAGAUCUCGACGGCGUCUGCCGAUUCUACGCCCGACGCGUCUUGUUCCGAGCAUUUGAAAGAGCAACCGACGGCGACGACAAAAUCGAAAACGAGGAAUCCGGAAUCGUCGAUGCCGUCACCUCUCUCGUCCCUAUUUUUGUCGAUCAAACGACCCAAACGAGUUUGCGCUGUUUGAAACUCCUCCUUGAAAAAGUUACGAGAAAGGAAAGCGUAGAAAAAAUACUCGAUUUAGUCGGCAGCUACGUCUACGAAAAGGCCGGCGUCUCUUCCUCUCCACCAUCACCGAACGCGAAGAAAGAAGCGUGCGAAUGCGUCGCCAUCGCGCUGAGUAAACUCUGCGACGAGAACGAAGAAGAUAAACAAAUCCUCCUCUUCUUGAACGCUUUGCUCGAGCGAGACUUGUACUCGCUCAACGUCUUCGGCGACGAGGAAAAGAAAGUCAUCGCGAGCAUCGCCAAAGCUUUGAUGAAACAAAAGAAUUUUAAAGAAAAAGUUAAAGAAGAAGAGCAGCGCGGAGGCGCUCUGAAUCGACCGUUUAAGCAGUUUCAAAGCCUCGUCGUUCAUUAA
Bathycoccus prasinos is the source of this 4545-nucleotide messenger RNA. RefSeq lists its product with no specific name. The record is from RefSeq and is a predicted model, not a curated record. NCBI's taxonomy places the organism in Eukaryota, Viridiplantae, Chlorophyta, Mamiellophyceae, Mamiellales, Bathycoccaceae. The coding region runs from base 1 to 4545 and encodes 1514 amino acids. The transcript has a single exon.